Pelobates cultripes (western spadefoot toad) is the source of this 16346-nucleotide messenger RNA. The record is from the annotation of a GenBank genome assembly. Lineage: Eukaryota; Metazoa; Chordata; Amphibia; Anura; Pelobatidae.
GGAGGAGGCGCCCGGCUUUUGCCUACGUUGCUGGUCCAUACAGUGGGCGUGGAUGUGCUCACAUCUGGCCACUAUGCUUCCAGCUGUGCUCACGAUGCCGACUUACCGUGUCGUGCUGCUGUUCUGCCUGGCGUGGCACAUGCUGCCGGGGGCACAGGGCUACAAGAAGCGAGGACCUACAGUGACUGCCAAGGUAUGCCAUCCCUCUGCCCACCCAGCGAGGGCUGCCCUGUGCCAUAUAACGCCCAGCCGCCGCUAUUUAACCUCCUAGCUGCCCUCCCGCACUCUUCCAGAGUGAAGGUCGGUGUUUGAAACACUUUUCUCGCCCGAGGAGUUUCAGUCUGUACAGUUAACCACUGCUAUGCCCGCCUGGUAUGGUCCAGAGCUCAGUAUUUACACAGUGCCUGUUUAUGGCACACUAUGGGCAAUCCAUAGCCCUCUUACUGAACAGGGUGAAUACUUACUAAUGAGGGCACCAUAAUCACUGCAGCAACUUGUAGUGAUUAUGACGUUUGGAAUGUUCCUUUAACUAUGUCCGUUCCAUCAGAAUCUGUCUCGUAUUCCAUCACAGCAUGGACAGUAGUGCAAGGAGCCAAUACAAACAUCGACUGUCUGUCUGCAUCUAGAGUGACGGUGUUAUGUCAGAUUAUGGAAAGGGGAGUGCAGUCUAAUCAAUACUUUCAGGGCUAAUCUCCAUGUGUCACCCCCAAUAGCUUGGUUAAAAACAGAUAAUCCCUUUUUGGAAAUUGGUCAAUUGGCCUUAGUAAAUGGCCCAGUGUUAUCCAAAGAUUUUUAAUUAAAAAAACAAACACAAAAACCAAACAAAAAAAGAAACGCUGCUGUUGACAUCAGUUUCCUUGGUGUUUUACAUUCUUUGCUGAGAAGUAUUUCAAAUAUUCUGGCAUGUAGCCCCUAUGAAAUAUCAUCAAUCCCUGUAUUUCUUUUUAAUCUAUCUAACUUUUGGUGCACUUUAGUUUCAACCUGAAAGAUGUCACCCCCUCUCGCCAGCCCCCAUUAUCUCACGGAGCAGUCACAGUACCCAUUAGGUAAUACGAGUAAACUUAUUCUUAGGUAUUUUGAAUUUGCAUCUAUAGUUUGUAAAUGCUGUCUCCAUUACUUCAGUCACAUGUGGGGCAGAAUGUCCCCUCAGUUGUUUGGCAGUUUAGAAAACCCAACAUGUGAUGGCUGUUUUUCCCUGUACUAACUUCCCAGUCCACUCUUUAUAUGGACACUGCAGACCCCUAAAGCAUUUCAGCUUCCUGUGUAAACACUGUGUCCUAUUUAAAAAAAAAAAAAAAAAAAAGUUUUUUUUCAAAUUUUACAAAAAGUGCAGAUUACAAUAGAAAUUGGCAAGUUUAUAAGGUAGCCUUGUUAUAUCCCUGGCUGUCAAUCAGACAACGGUUGCUGUUACUUCCUGGUUUGGCUAGCUCAGUGGAGCUAAAGUCAAGAGGCAAACAAUUGCCCACAGCACCUGCCUUGCAAAGACUUCUCAUUGAGCUGCAUUGGGAAGUCUGAUUGGACCACCACAGAAAGGCUGGGCGGGGUUAGAAGGGGAGGGCUUGCAAAGGUAGCAGACAAAAGGUCUAAAUGCAUAGUUAAAUGCAUGCAUUCAUGUUUCAUUGGAUAUAUUUACUAUAAAGGGAUUCUUUUUAUUUAUUUUUUAAUAUGGGCAGGGUAAUCCCUUUAAGUGACCAUAACAAACAUGAAUUCUUUUACUGUUAAUUCUUAAUUUAAAUUUAUUAUUAUUGCCCUUUAUAUAGCGCCAACAGAUUCCAUAGUGCUUUACAAUAUUAUGAGAGGGGGGAUUUAAAGGGAAACUCCAGUGCCAGGAAAAUAAUCAGUUUUCCUGGCACUGCAGGUACCCUCUCCCUCCCACCUCCCAUUCCAGGUAGCUGAAGGGGUGAAAACCCCUUCAGGUCACUUACCUGAGACCCAGCCGAUGUCCCUCGGCGGUGGUUUUCGGGUCGGCGUCGCUCCUCCCAGUAAUCGCGUCAGCGGGUGGGCGAGACUGAUCCCGCCUGCCGGCUGAGGAAACCUAAUGCGCAUGCGCGGCAAUGCCGCACACGCGCAUUAGGGCUCCCCAUAGGAAAGCAUUGAAAAAGAUUUUCAAUGUUUUCCUAUGGGAUAUUGAGCGACGCUGGAGGUUCUCACACAGCGUGAGGACAUCCAGCGACGCUCUAGCAAAGAAAAUCUUUGCUAUCAACUCGGAAGUGCCCACUAGAGGUGGAGUUAACCCUGCAAUGUAACUAUUGCAGUUUAUAAAAAACUGCAAUAAUUACAAUUGCAGGGUUAAGAGUAGUGGGAGUAGGCACCCAGACCACUCCAAUGAGCAGAAGUGGUCUGCGUGCCUGGAGUGUCCCUUUAACUAUAAAUAGGACAAUUACAAGAAACCUUAAAGGAACAAUAGGUUGAAGAGGACCCUGCUCAAACAAGCUUACAGUUUAUAGGAGGUCGGGUAUAAAACACAUUAGGACAGGAAAUGGCAACAAAUAAGGUGGGAGUGAAGCAGAGCUGGAGGAGAGAGUAAAGUGCUGCCGUUUAGCAAAGAGCAAGAGACAUGUAUGUGAGGUAGAGGCUACUCUGGGAGGCCAUAAGCUUUCCUAAAGAAAUGGGUUUUAAGGCACUUUUUAAACAAUUGAAGACUAGGGGAGAGUCUGAUGGCGGUAGGCAGGCUAUUCCAUAGGAAGGGAGCCGCCCACAAGAAGUCCUGCAAGCAUGAGUUGGCCGUACGGGUGCGAGCAGCGGACAGGAGAAGGUCACGGGCAGAGCGGAGAGAUCGAGAAGGGGCAUACCUAUGGAUCUGUGAAGAGAUAUAAGAGGGGCUAUAAUUGUUCAGUGCUUUAAAUGUAUGGGUUAGCACUCUGAAUUGGCUCCUAUAGGAUACAGGAAGCCAAUGUAAGGACUGACAGAGGGGUGAGGUGUGAAAGUACCGACUAGAGAGGAAAAUCAGUCUGGCGGUAGCAUUCGUUACAGGCUGGAUAAAAUAUGCGGAGAGAACCAGACAAUAAUAGUGUAGUAUUUUAAAACUGUAGUGGUGAUAGGUAAGAUAAAAGAUGUGCACUCACACUUUCCUGGAGCUUCAAUACAGCUCCAGUGUAUGCGCCUGGGUGGAAAAAUCCCCACCUAUGGAUCAAUUCUUCGAAUUAUAGGUGUGGUAGGGGGUAUCCUCAUAAAAAAUAAAUAAAAUAAAAAUCAUAUAUGUAGAGCUAUGUAGCAAGGGUAGGUAAAAACUAAAAAAUGUACACUCACGUGUAAUGGAGCCGUAAAACCUGGCUCCUCUGAUAGCGCUUGAAAUGGUAUGAUCCCCACUCAAGGAUACAGAUGUAAAUAUAAAUUCUUCUGUCCGUAUAUUUAUACCUGAAUCCUUGAGUGGGGAUCAUACCACUUCAAGCGCUAUCAGAGGAGCCAAGACAGCGCGCUUGCAAGGUUGGACUGAUGUGGAUACCACUAACUUGAAGGGAGAGCGAAAGAGGAGGAAUUGGUAUUAAGAGGAGGAAAGACAAGGAGCUCAAUUUUAGAGAGAUUGAGUUUCAGAAAGCGGGAGGACUUCCAGUUAGAGAUGGAAGAAAGGCAAGCAGUGACACCUUGCAGGACGGCAAGAGAGAGGUCCGGGGAGGAGAGAUAUAUCUGGGUGUCAUCAGCGUACAGGUGGUAGUGGAAUCCAAAUUAGGUAAUAAGUUUUCCAAGAGAGGCAGUAUAAAGAGAAAAUAGAAGAGGACCAAGGACAGAGCCUUGGGUGACUCCAACCGAGACAGCAGAGAGGUUUAUCAAACUAAACGGCUAGUAAAUAUAUUCAGUACAAAGUUUAAUUUAAUUCCAAGCACACCUAUUGAUACUAUUCAAUUUAUGGCAGCAACCUUGUCUGAACCGUGUAAGUUUCAGACAUGUAAAUCUUUAGUCUAUACAUUUGCUGGUAUUUUCACACCAUAUAGAUAUCCUCUUAAAAAAUGACAAAAUUAAUGGAAAAAUUGUUUUGCUUCACCUCAAUACAACUAGAGAUCUUUUAAACUUCUUAACCGCAGAAAAGGCUGAUUAGAAACACAGGCAUGGGUGACAAGAUCCCUAGGUCCAAAUAAUGCUCCAGAUUCCCACUUUCACUCCCAAAAACAAUGAAAUUCAAUGAUUAGCGCCCAAUUCCACCACCCAAUGUUUGUUGGAUUGGAAGGUAACAAUAACAGUCGAAUCAAGUAAUAGAUCAAGUUUUUAUAAUUUCAUUGUAUUCAUCAGAAAGUAUCUGUCAGUAAGCCCUUUUCUCUGUUUUACCUUUAUUCAAGUAGAAAUUCCCAGUGUAGUAUAAUUCAAGACAUAACUGCUUGAAUGAGGGCCCUCUGAAAGUGUACAUCAUUACUUACUGCUGCUCUAUUAAAGAACACUCCAAGUAUCACGGUUACUGUAGAGCACUGUAGUGGUUAUAGAGCCAGGAAUUAAUUGUAAGAACUCAAACUGUUUUAGAAUGGUUUCAGGCCACCAGGCCUCACCCCAGAUCUCUGUGCUGUCCAGGAGAGCCAAAAGCUCCUGAUAGACAGGGGUGUAUUUUUCACAGGGUUAACAAGGCAUUUGCCUUGGGCAGCACUUUCAGGGGGUGGCAAAAAACACUACCCCCAGGUGCUCUGGCAGAUGCCUUGUUAGCCUCUUUUAUGGGGAACCCAAGAGCCUGCCGACUAACCACCUCAGGGCCCUCCAAGGCGUUCAGCUGCUCACAUUGCAGAUGGCAAUGGCAAUGGCAAUGGAGCGCUGUCCUCUGAACUCUUCCUGCUCAGCUCCCUCGCAAUCCUCAGUGAUUCCGGGAACCGGAAUAUGACUUCACUCCAAGUCCCGGCAUCACUAAGCGGCGUGCAUUGUGUUUGUCAGUGUGUGUCUGUCAGUGAAUGUAUGUCACUGUAUGUGUAUCUUAGAAUGUGUACCUGUCAGUGAGUAGGAGUGUCAGUGUGUGUCUGUUAGUCAAACUGCGGGUUGGCCUUAAAUAGGAAGGGGCAGGGCAAAUGUAGAUUGGGGGAGGGGAAAGGGGGUGCCCGAGUUUCGUCUUGCCUAGGGCAACACAAAUCCAAAAUACAUUGCUGCUGCCUGGCCAGCUGAUCACUCUCAGCCAGUGAGCUAAGCACUCCACUGCUACAGGUAUUUCCAUACAGCUGAAAAUGUACCCAUUGCUUAGAUUUGCUUUAUAUUGAGAAUUGCCAUUCGCUACAGUAGCAACAUUUUAUAGAAAUACUCCAAGCACUAUAACCACUACAGCACUCUGUAGAGGUUAUGGUUCCAAGUCUGUCCUUGCUUCCCGAAUUUUGGAUCAGUUUGACCUCUUACCUGGGUUCCACCAAGCACAGCACCCUGCCUGCACUGCAGCCGGAAUCUCUCAGAGCUAAGCCCAUGGGUGCAGGCCCAGCUCAUGGCCCAGCUCAGGUGGUGAACUAACAGUGGGUAGUAAAAUACAGCUUAAACACUUUUAUCACAAUGAAUUAUAUGAAUAGGACAUCAAAAAAGCUGCUUUGGUGAUGCCAUCCAUAGCCCCCCCAUUAAACUUCAAUACAACCAUUGAAGUAUUUGGAGAUCAUCACUGAGCAAACCUUGACAUGUUCACUGCCCAUGAUGACUGUUGAGUGAUGCAUUCUGAUUGGUUUGCUGUAAAGCAAUUAACCUGGUUGUGAGUGUGAACAAUGACAUCUGUCUUUUUCAUUAUGUUGCCUUUUGCAUUGCCAGCAUCAUGGGAUACUAGAAGAAUCACAUUGUGUCAGACUGUACCUUCACAGUAACUGUUAUAAUGUUAAAAUUUAAAUCUGAUUGGUGUCAAUUCGUUAAACAAUGACGUUUUGCAAUAGGCGCAAUUUGGUGGCCAUGGUCCCAUUGUGAAUAUUGAAGAAUAGAUUAACUGUGGGGGAAAAAUAGGACCAAGUGGCUGUUUUAAAAUAUUUUUUUAAAUGUCAGAUAUUUUGUCCAACACUAAAAUUCUAUUCAUUGCUGCCCAGAAAUAAGCCAUAAACUUGCAAAGAUUACAAAACCAAUGUCACAUUACAGGGCUGCCAGAAUAUUGACCUUGCCCCUUUAAUUACCUGUGACCACAUAUGCUAUAGUUAUCACAGAUUCGUAAGUGAAUACCCCCAAAAAGGUUGUCAUAGCUGUUAAGGGAAAAGCAGUGUUUUAAUAAGAUAUUAAAGUCCUCGGUUCAUUUUUGUUUAUGUAUUUUCACCCUCUGGCAGCUGAAGUUAUACUGUGUUUAUCAAAAUUGUCAACUUAUUUUUUCCCAAACUCAUAAAGAUAUGAUUAACGAACAGCGACUUUUUAUGUAAUUUUAAAUAAAAUGAACACUACAUGUAAUGCAGGCUAUGGCCUUGCAACCUGUACAAGCCAAUUCAAUUAAGAUAAGCCAAACCUUUUGUGUUCCAUCAUCAGGCUGGGCUGAUAAUCUCUAGUAAUAUCACAAAGCUACAUAUAUAUUACAUUCAGUCUUUUGCUGUAAUCUUUACGUUUACAUUCCUGUAUCUUGCACUUUAAUUUUGCAGGUCUUCUUUGAUAUAAGGAUUGGAGAGCGGAAUGCUGGAAGAAUUGUUAUUGGUUUAUUUGGGAAAGUUGUCCCUAAAACUGUAGAAAACUUUAUUACCCUGGCAACUGGUGAAGUAAGUAUGCCAACUCGUUUCCUGUUAUGUUGUGCAAUCUUCACAUCAUGCUUCCAUAAUUGGAAGAAUGUUGGAUCUGUCUAUAAAAUAAAAAUCAGUUUGUGGCACUAUAUUCAAAUAAGUUAUUCUAAUUUGCAUAUAUUUCAUAAUUGUUUCAGAAAACACAUGCCGUUGUAUGUAUAAAUCUUGGCAAGGAUCUUGUAUACUCCCAAGUACCUUUUAGCGCUGUUUUAUAAAUAGAUUUUACAAACAUAUUUAAUGCAUUGUUUUUUUACAGAUUUAGAUCAAUGGUAAAAAUUGUAAAUGAAAAGCAAAAUGUAUAAAAAAAAUAAAAUAAAGCUUGCUGUAGUGGUUAUGGUGACAGGAGUGCCCAGAACAGUUAAACUUCUUAUCUUUUCUUUACCAGGCAUUAAUUAUGGCAACAAUUAUGUAGUGUGGCAGUGCCCCUAUGGACAGGUCACAUCUGUUCUGCUUGUUGUAGUAUUCUAACCGUUCUAAAAUGAAAUAUCCUUUAGGUGUCAGGAUUGUAGUAAGAGCUUCUGGCUAUGAAUUUAGGUGCCAGGACUGAUAUUUGAAACAUAGCCUGCUGGCUAAAUAACAUGAAACUACCUGUUACUCUAUUGCUGAAUGUAUGACCAUGACAAAUGAUGAAAUUCUUUGUCUGACCUCUCGAGGGAAUUUCACAACACGUGGCAAAUUCCCCUUCCCCCACAAAAAUCGGACAUUAGAAAUGAAGGCACUCUUAACGAUUCAGUGACACCUUGUUAAUACAAGUUAAAAGCUGACCGCAACUGCAAAAUAACAGAACUAGUAAAUAUUUUCCUGAAAAGAGAAAAGUAAACAUAGAUAUCUUUCUGUCUUAUAUUAGUAAGAUUGAAACACGUCUAAAUUUCUUAAACAGAAAAUAGAGCAGUUCUAAGCUGCAGUACUGGCAAGUAAACCAUAUACUUGAAUAUGAGAUGGAACAAAAAGUUUGAGCAAAACCAAUUUGUUCUGGUUGAAUCCCCCUCUCUCACUUAAAGUGGCAUUUAUUAGGGGAUCUCAAUGAUUAUGUCCCCUGUUCAUCCACCUUUUGUUUGGUUGGGUAGAGGGUAUUAAAAAGACCAGGGCCUGAUGACUGGCCCAAUUAACCUGUGGAGUGGAGGGAUCUAAAAUCUCUGGCUCCCCAAACAUCGAUGGCCUACAGCUUCAUGGAUGCUUUGUAUCCAAUAGAUAGCUAGAGAAUCAUGGGAGUUGUCAAUAUCUUGGGGUCCUGAAUUUGUGAUGCAUGAUUUAGGGAGUUAUAGGAAUGCUUGGGCUGCAGGCGUGUGCUCAUAGGCAUGCGCACGGGGUGUGCCAGGUGUGCCUGGGCACACCCUAAUCCCCGUGGCACGCCUAUGGUUUGAGUCCUGCAGGAACAGCGUUCCUGCACUUUUUUUUUGAGCAGGAACACUGUUCCUGCAGGCACUCAGCACCCCCUGUCUCACCUCUUGCCCCUGUCAUGGUGGGGGGGGGGCAAUAGGUGAUGGAUCCCCCCCUCUCCAUCUCAGCCGCGGCGAGGGAGUGAGAGAGGAAGCAGAGAGCAGACAGCUCCCUCGCCGCGGCUGAGAUGCAGACAGGCGCCCGCCCCACUGGACCCCAGGGACAAGUCCACGCCAGCACUCCAGGUAGGGAGGCUGGGUGGACAUUUUUUUAUUAAAAUAUAAUAAUUUGUAUGUGUGUGAGUGUGUGUCUGUGAGUGUGUGUGUAUGUGUCUGUGAAUGUGUGUGUCUGUGUGUGAGUGUGUGUCUGUGAAUGUAUGUGUGAGUGUGUGUCUGUGAAUGUGUUUGUGUGUGUCUGUGAGUGUGUGAGUGUGUGUGUGUGUGUGUGUGUGUCUGAAUGUGUCUGUGAGUGUGUGUGUUUGUACGUAUAUGUGUAUAUAUAUAUAUAUAUAUAUACACACACACACACACACACACGUGUAUAUUAUAUUUUUUGGGGGGUGGGAAUCUUGGGAGAGUUCCCACACAGUAUUCCACAGGACUUGCCGGCUCUACUCUAAGCCUCCAUGGGCCGGCGGGGAGACCAAAGAUCUACCUCACCGGCCCACAGCAGCAUGGAGGGAGGCAGGAGAGGACCCAGGGAGCUCUAGACAGAAGCUCCGCCAGGUUCCUCUCGCGAUAUCUGAGCGUUGCCGCGGCAAUGCUCAGAUCUCGCGAGAGUUAACUCUAGCCCUGCAGGCUAGAGUUCACUCUCCACUGGACCACCAGGGAUGGCGUAUGGCAGCAAGGAUUUACUAAUCUGCCCCCACCUCCACAAUCCCUCCAAACAUACAGCACACACACAUACAGCUCACACACAGCACGCUCACACACACACAGUAAACUAACCACACCCUCACAAACACACACAGCACCUUUCAAAAAAAACAACACCCUCACACACAGCACACUAACAGCACCCUCACAAACACACACACACACAAACAGCACACUCACAAAUACACAACACUUAUACAAACAGUACCCUCACAGGACAAACACACACACACAAACACCCUCACACACAAACAGCACAGUCACAAACACACACACACACACACACACAAAUACCCUCACACUGCACACUAACAGCACACACAGCAGUGUAUGUGUGUGUGUGUAUAUAUAUAUAUAUAUAUAUAUAUAUAUAUAUAUAUAUAUAUAUACACACACACACACACACACACACACACACAUAUACAUGCGGCGUGUGUUUGUGCUUUAGGGUGCACACCCUAAUGCAAUAGGCUGCGCACGCCUAUGCGUGUGCUGACAACAUCAUUGUGUGCUCUAGCUAAUCAACAGCAUGGUUUCCAUUAUGCGACUGUAGCUAGGAAAACUUCUUUGUUUGGGUUUUUGUUUUGCGUAUGUGAAUACUAGUUUUCCACUGUGGGAAGCGUUACCAGUCACCAGAGCAGCCUGUAUUUGUCACACUAAAACAUGGAGGCUUCAUACAGGGGGUUAAAAUGGAAUGCAUCUAAUGAUAAAAGUAGGAAAAAGUAAAUGACUAAUACAGACAUGCAUCAAACGUGUUUCUAUGAGAGAAACCAACUAACGUUUAAAUGCUUAGUGUCUCUCUUUUAAUAUAGCUGUGAUAACGUUUUUUUUCUUCAUUUUCCAUUAGAAAGGAUAUGGCUACAAAGGGAGUAAGUUUCACAGGGUGAUUAAAGAUUUUAUGAUUCAAGGAGGAGAUUUCACAAAGGGAGAUGGGACUGGAGGUAAACUGCCUGUUUAAUGUUUUCAAGCCUAUACUGUACAGUAUAACAUCACACUGAAGAAUGAAAUGUGGUAUUUACAGUUUUAUGUGACAUUGUGAAUUGCAGGGUCCCCAAAUCUUAGCAUGUUAUUGGUACAUACAUGUGGAGUCACACACCAGGGCUCCAGACAGAGAUCCUGUCACUAAUUAUGCCCCCCCCUUUACAGAUAUACCAGGCACAGUACUUGUUGGGAGUAAGACAGUCAGGGUUAUUCAGAGUAACUGCAACUGAAAAAGUCAGUUAUGCUUCCAGUUUGGUUACUUUGGCCUUACAUUUGAAAUUCACUUUGAAUUCUCUCUUUAGUGAAUAACCUUGAGUAUCUCACACACCCAGCAGCAUGCAUUGCCUGUACUAAUGAACAGAAAUAAUGACAAAAGUGUAGCUCCUGUCAAUCUGAGGGUGACCAUAAAAGAGCCCACAUGAAAAUUGCACGUAUAAAAAACCCCACGGUCAUAAAUGCCCACACUGAAUAUGCACAUAUAGUCAUUUUCCCAUUUAUGAGCAAGAAUAGGUAUAUUACCUACAUUUUAUUUUGUGAUCAAUAUUUUAGGAUUAAAAUAUCUCAUAUUCAUAUGCAACAAUUUGCAUUGUGAUUUUAUAAUGUAUAAUUUAAAAAACAAUUUUAAUUUUAAAAUUUAAAAAAAAAUUAAUUUUAAAUGUUAUAAGUAUACUAAUUCACUACUAAACAAAAUGUGGUCUGGGUAUGUAGAGGGCCUAAACCCCUUAAGGACAGAGACAAUUGUACAAGUUCUGAUUAAAACAAAACCUGGAAUUUGAGCUAUAUACAGGGAGUGCAGAAUUAUUAGGCAAGUUGUAUUUUUGAGGAUUAAUUUUAUUAUUGAACAACAACCAUCUUCUCAAUGAACCCAAAAAACUCAUUAAUAUCAAAUCUGAAUAUUUUUGGAAGUAGUUUUUAGUUUGUUUUUAGUUAUAGCUAUGUUAGGGGGAUAUCUGUGUGUGCAGGUGACUAUUACUGUGCAUAAUUAUUAGGCAACUUAACAAAAAACAAAUAUAUACCCAUUUCAAUUAUUUAUUAUUACCAGUGAAACCAAUAUAACAUCUCAACAUUCACAAAUAUACAUUUCUGACAUUCAAAAACAAAACAAAAACAAAUCAGUGACCAAUAUAGCCACCUUUCUUUGCAAGGACACUCAAAAGCCUGCCAUCCAUGGAUUCUGUCAGUGUUUUGAUCUGUUCACCAUCAACAUUGCGUGCAGCAGCAACCACAGCCUCCCAGACACUGUUCAGAGAGGUGUACUGUUUUCCCUCCUUGUAAAUCUCACAUUUGAUGAUGGACCACAGGUUCUUAAUGGGGUUCAGAUCAGGUGAACAAGGAGGCCAUGUCAUUAGAUUUUCUUCUUUUAUACCCUUUCUUGCCAGCCACGCUGUGGAGUACUUGGACGCGUGUGAUGGAGCAUUGUCCUGCAUGAAAAUCAUGUUUUUCUUGAAGGAUGCAGACUUCUUCCUGUACCACUGCUUGAAGAAGGUGUCUUCCAGGAACUGGCAGUAGGACUGGGAGUUGAGCUUGACUCCAUCCUCAACCCGAAAAGGCCCCACAAGCUCAUCUUUGAUGAUACCAGCCCAAACCAGUACUCCACCUCCACCUUGCUGGCGUCUGAGUCGGACUGGAGCUCUCUGCCCUUUACCAAUCCAGCCACAGGCCCAUCCAUCUGGCCCAUCAAGACUCACUCUCAUUUCAUCAGUCCAUAAAACCUUAGAAAAAUCAGUCUUGAGAUAUUUCUUGGCCCAGUCUUGACGUUUCAGCUUGUGUGUCUUGUUCAGUGGUGGUCGUCUUUCAGCCUUUCUUACCUUGGCCAUGUCUCUGAGUAUUGCACACCUUGUGCUUUUGGGCACUCCAGUGAUGUUGCAGCUCUGAAAUAUGGCCAAACUGGUGGCAAGUGGCAUCGUGGCAGCUGCACGCUUGACUUUUCUCAGUUCAUGGGCAGUUAUUUUGCGCCUUGGUUUUUCCACACGCUUCUUGCGACCCUGUUGACUAUUUUGAAUGAAACGCUUGAUUGUUCGAUGAUCACGCUUCAGAAGCUUUGCAAUUUUAAGAGUGCUGCAUCCCUCUGCAAGAUAUCUCACUAUUUUUGACUUUUCUGAGCCUGUCAAGUCCUUCUUUUGACCCAUUUUGCCAAAGGAAAGGAAGUUGCCUAAUAAUUAUGCACACCUGAUAUAGGGUGUUGAUGUCAUUAGACCACACCCCUUCUCAUUACAGAGAUGCACAUCACCUAAUAUGCUUAAUUGGUAGUAGGCUUUCGAGCCUAUACAGCUUGGAGUAAGACAACAUGCAUAAAGAGGAUGAUGUGGUCAAAAUACUCAUUUGCUUAAUAAUUCUGCACUCCCUGUAUGUAUGUUCAACCAUAAUUUACCUCUUUUAUAUUAUGUGUACCCACACUUAUUAUAUAUAAUUUUUUUCAGUAGAAAAAAGGCUUUCAUUUAUAUGGGGUACCAUUGUACUCAUGAAAUAUUGCCGAACACAUGAGUGUUUUUAAAACAGUAAAAUGUAUAAUGACAAUGAUAUCAUCAGUGAAGCUGCAGUUUUUUUGUGAAAAAUGCAAAAUAAAACAAAUCUGAACACUAAGUUUGACCAGGGUUUGUGACUGAGUGUCUCCUAACAAAGACUGGACAUACCUUAUUAUUUUGAAUGCCCUGGGUUGCAAACGUUUGCAACUGGUAUGUCAAAUAGCGCUAAUUCCCAUUCCUGGGCUACCAUACGGUCUCAAAGGCAAUAUAGGCCCAGAAAACAAAUCUGGCAAAUUUCAAUGUGCAGGCUCUUUAUUUGACCAUGUAACUUUCCAAAACACAAUGAAACCUGUACAUAGGGGGCAUCGUUGUUCCCGUGGGACCUCACAGCAAACAAAUGUCUUUGAAUGUCAAACUACUCUCUCCUUUUACUGAAUUAUAGUUAAAAUGCCAUGCAGCAGUUGAAAACUAGCCAAAGUUCUUACUAUCUCACACUUUUUUAGAUUUUAUUCAAAUUAAAUUAUAUAUAAUAUAUAAAUGUUUCUCCUGAAAAAUAUAUAUAUAAUAAGUACUGAUAAACUUGAAAAAAAUUAUGGACAUAUAUAGCUCAAAUUCUAGGUUUUGUUUUGGUCAGAACUUGUACAAUUGCCUCUGUCCUUAAGGGGUUAUAGCCCUCUACACACACAGGCCACAUUUUGUUUAGCAGUGAAUUAGUUUACUUAUAACAUGGCAAAAUCAUUAUUUAAUUAUACAUUAUAAAAUCACAAUGCAAAUUGUUGCAUAUGAAUGAUAUAUUGUAAUCAUAAGAUAUCGAUAACAAAAUAAAAUGUAGGUAAUAUACCUAUUCAUGCUCAUAAAUGGGAAAAUUACUAUAUGUGCAUAUUAUUCAGUCUGGGCAUUUUUCUUGUGGGCAUUUAUGACCAUGGGUUUUUUCUGUGUGCAAUUUUCAUGUGGGCUUUUUUCAUAGAACCCAAUCUGAAACAUGUAUAUACAUGUAUAUACAUCUGUAUAUGUGUUGCAUCAGAUGGAAUGGCAGGGUGAAGGCAAUCUCUAGCACUCAAACUUAGAAAAGCAUUUCAUUUAUUUUUUUAGGACUUCUGCAUCAUAUUAAUCUCAUUGUACAUCUAGUCCUUUGGCCAUAAUGCUGUACACAACACAUGGAGUGACGAAGGUUGCCUAUCCCUGGUGCAGACAGUCAUAAUAAAACAUGCCUUUCUUAACACUUGUCAUGAAAGAUGAAACGUAUGUCCUGGGAAUAUGUUUUAUGUUUACAGGGUACAGCAUUUAUGGAGAGUCUUUCCCAGAUGAGAAUUUCAAGCUGAAUCAUUAUGGUAUUGGUUGGGUGAGCAUGGCAAAUGCAGGGCCAGAUUCCAAUGGCUCACAAUUUUUCAUCGCCACAACAAGACCUCUGUGGCUAAAUGGAAAGCAUGUGGUAUUUGGGAAAGUUCUGGAAGGCAUGGUGAGUAUUUGAUUACUGUUCAUUGGAUAUUCAUGAGACUUAAGCAUGACCAAAUGGUAUUCUCCCAGAUUUAGAGCAAUAAACAUGUAGUGUUUGUACAGCCUCAAGGUGAUACUCUGUGUAAACCUAAACAACUUUAGCUUAACACCCUUCUCUCUCCCCAACCCUUUAAUAAAGCAUUUUCAGUGUAUACAUGUCCCUGUAGUGUUACUAUUCAAUUCUCUGCCAUUUAGGAGUUUUUUUUGUUUUGUUUUUUUUUUACAAUCCUUAUUUAUACAAGACUUCAAAAGAACAAUACAAGAAGUCUAUGAUCAGAAGGUUCAAAUGGUGACAAAACACAUAAUACAUAAGGCAAAUAUGCAUGCCAGGAAAUUAGCUAGAGAAUGAUCAUUUCAAAUACAAUCUACCUCAAACUAAACCAAGAAAAACAGAGAGGUAAGUAGGUAAAUGGAAGGAAAGAAGGAAGUGGAGAGGUAGGGGGAAGAAGAGAGGAAAAAAAUGGGGGUAAUAAAAAAUUAGUAAACAAAAUCACCUGGAGUGAGCAAAGGCUUCAUUAAACUCUGAAACAAGAACAAAGGCCAUUAUACAUCAGUUCAUCUCAUCGUAAGGUAGAGCAGUCAUGGGUACCCUAACUCAUUGUAUAUUAUCUUGUGUAUUUUUGAGGGAAGUAGUCCACACAUCCAUUGUUCUAAUUUCUUUCACCUUAUCCAUCCACUGGCUGAGGGUCAUGGCAACUAGCCGCCACCAGAGGAGAGGGAUAAGCUUUAUUAAAGGGCGGCGUCUGGUAUUUUGGUCUCACAAUGUCUCGCAUAGUCCCUGAAACCCUAAAAUAGUUAAUCCUUUGAGUGUAAAGAGUCUGCUACUUCAGGGUUAUGAGCCAGUGUUGUGAUUAAGAGCUAACCUCUAUCCUGGGCAUAAACAGAACUAACUUCAAACCAAACUAUUUAUUUUUUAUGUUGCAGCCAACAUAUUAUGAUUUAAUCUAAUUGUUUAUUCAGCCUUAAAGGGACGCUACAGUCACCCAGACCACUUCAGCUCAUUGACAACUUUGUAUUCCUAACACUAUAGAUUCCCUUUAAUCACACCUUGACUGUGACUUGUGUAGCUUGCAUAAACAAAUUCAAACCAAACUUACAGCACUGUGUGUUUAUUAAGAGGUUUCCUAUCUCCUGCUCUGUUAAGGGGACUUUAAUCACACACACACAUGGCUGCUACCAGCUCUAAGCAGACAAUUAACAGAUAUGGUGAUAAGAAAUUCUAAACCAUACACAUUGUGCAUUGCUAAAAUCCUUUGAGUCCGUUUACAGGAAGUGUAAUAGAGGAAAAAAGAAUGGCUAGGACUGCCUAAACACUGAUUUAACUCCUAGAUUCCAGAUAAUGUAGUGAUACUGCAGAAACAUGAGCUAUCCACCAAAACUACUUUAUUAAGCUAAUAUCAAGCUCAACUCUGAUAGAUUGUUUAGUUGAUUGGUAUUAUACUUUAGAUUUUUUCAUGUUUCUCCCGAUUCAGGUAGUUUCUCUCCACAGCUGCUUGGUACCUCCGAAGACUACUGCCCACUUUGUUAUUUCAGGAGGGGAGGAGUAUAGGUUGGGGGUGCCAUCGAAGGCACAAGCAGCCAGUAUAGGUAUUUCCCCCCCUUCGUUCUGUAUAGGCGUAGCACCACAUUGGUUUAGUUUACCUAGAUCGUUGGUCCGCAGCUGUAAGAAUGGAGUGUUAGGUAAGACGGUAAGCUCCAGUCUGUACCGUGCAUACUACUUUGUUGCUACUCUUGCCAAUUAAUGAAGUGAAAUUCUCCUUCACCUUAUCACUGCUGUUUCUUUUCAUUGUUACUUUGUUUACUAUUCAAUUAUACAGCCAGUGUAAAUCACAUUGUAGCAACAUCAAGGAGAUUUUUUUUACAGAUUAUUGGUUCUGGAUGAACAUUUGUUUGUGUGUGUGUGUGUGUGUGUGUGUGUGUGUGUGUGUGUGUGUGUGUGUGUGUGUGUGUGUAUGUAUGUAUGUAUAUAUAUAUAUAUAUAUAUAUAUAUAUUUAUUCGGUUUUAAUCUACACUAAUAAAAGUUGUUUUAUUUUACUCUUGGGAUGUAUUUAGCAAAUAUUUACGUCCAAGUAGUCUUUCUAAAGUGGAUAAUCUUUAAGCAAAUACUCAAUGUCUGAUAUUUAUACACUUUGAAGACCAACUCUAGUUGCUAUUAAGACUGCCCCCAGAGAAUGUAUUAAGCAAUACAUAAAAUACAUGAUUGCUUCUGUGUCCCCAUUCUGGUUAUGGUACACUUGAUUAGUAAUAUUCAGGGAGUAAUUAUGUUAUUGCUUUCUACAGGCCAUAGUUCAUUCAAUAGAACUUCAACAAACGGAUAAACGAGAUCGUCCUUUACAAGACUGUGUGAUUGUGAACAGUGGCAAAACUGAUGUCAAGAAACCAUUUGUAGUUGAAAUAGAAGACUGGCGAGAUUGAAAAGAUUAAUAACUUUAUGACAAUAAAUGUAAAUAUGUAUACCACAACCUAUUUGGAUUUUUUUGUUUAAAAAUAAAUAAAUAAAACAUACGUUGUUUUUGUG